This is a messenger RNA of Sordaria macrospora k-hell, 7287 nucleotides long. RefSeq lists its product as uncharacterized. The record is from RefSeq and is a predicted model, not a curated record. NCBI's taxonomy places the organism in Eukaryota, Fungi, Ascomycota, Sordariomycetes, Sordariales, Sordariaceae.
AUGGACACCAGGUUUGAGGUCUUGUCCUACCACCUGAAUAUCGGCGAAGGAGACUCAGCUGUGUACUCAGUUACCAAGGAUGGGGACCCGGCUCACACAGUUCUGAUUGAUGGUGGGCGUCGGGCAGCCGGUGAUGAUACCCUCCAUCAAUUCAUGGAAUCACCUGAAGCCAGGAACCACAGGAUUGCCAAGUUCGACACCAUUGUCAUUACCCAUUGGGAUGAUGACCAUGCUUCCGGUGUUUUGGCAUUCUUCCUCAAGGACCUUAAGCUUCAACUUUCUCUCUAUAGAGAGAGAAAUAAGGCCAAACUGGACCCUUUGUCGAAGACACAGCUAAAGGCCACCCUCCAAGAAGCUGCUAACAAGGGUGAUAUCCGAUCAUCAUUCCUCCAGUACGACGAGGCGACACCAAUUUGUCUACCACUGAGUAUGAUAUACGUUCCAUAUCGGCUCAACACACAAAGCAACGUUAUCCGCCAGCUGCGGUUGAUUGACAGAUCACGGGCACCACAUGGUGAUGUGAGAAACUACGAUUGGUUUACCCUAGACAACGAAAACAAAGGCCAAAGACUCAGAUAUGGCAAGUUCAAACUCUCCAUCUUCCCAGGCGAUGCAGUGGAAGAGACCAGAUAUUACAUUUGGGUCAGAGCGUUUGUGGUUGGGCCUACUGGUCAAGAUCUGUUAGGCCUGGACCUCUUCACAGGCAAAAAGGUCAUAAGAAAUAUCGAGGAAGCAGACUCUCCCGAGGCAGUCUCCAAAUUCAUGGCCAGAUACAGCACGAUCUGGAAGAGGCCAGUCUUGUACUGUAUCGGAUGUGACGGCUUCACCCUUUGUCCGGACGAACGUCGGUACCCUGACGAAGGGGACAGAUAUGACUGGACCGACACAAAAAGCCCCCCCAGUAGCAAUCUUGGAACGAUGGAUCUUACCAACCUUGUUCUGAGGAGGGGAGCAGGACAACGGAGCGCAUCGACGAAGUGUGUCGAUGGUCCUACAACUGGCAACAACCUAUCGUCCAUUGCAUGUAUGAUCAUAUGGCCCAACAAAGACGAGGCUGUGGUCUCACACUACGUUGGUGGCGAUGUCGGCGAUGAGAAUGAGGAGCUAUUUCUUCGCUGGGCGACGGUUCAAGAUCCUCAAAGCGCGAUGGUCCGGCGCCCGAUCAAUGUCGGCGCCAUGAAGCUAUCCCACCAUGCCUGGGAGAUCGUCCUGCUCAUUUGGGUAUAUGUGCGUGUACGCCGCAAGUCUAAGCAACCGGGGAAUAUGAACAAUGACGACGGAGUCCUCCUUGCAACCACCUAUCCUCCUUACUUGUGUAGCUUUCUGGACUUAUGGAGCAAUAGGAUUGUCUCUAUGAAAGUCGGCUCCAUCGACUCCCUCGAGCUCCGGAGUGGUGCGGAUUUUAGGGCAAUUGUGGAUAACGUGUGGAGGAAAGGCUUGUUUAGGAACUGGCUGGACAAGAUUCGAGACAUGGCCAACGAUGCUGCGAAAGCUGAGGCUUUGGCAAAGCGGAUAAGUGAUUGUUGGAAGGAGUUUUCCCUAAUCUACCGCGCCGACUACAUGGGGCGUCCACAAUAUGAUACGAGCAGCAUGGCGGCCAACACACCCCAAAAGAUUUGCGCCGUUCGACUCCUUCAUAAGGAUCACAAUCCGGUCGAGUAUCAUAUAUUCAUUUCGGAUAAUAUGAAGGACAUCGAGCAAAUUGCCCCGAACUCACUGACUCAAAAGACGGUCAGCCAAGUCCCUUCUGCUCCGACCGCGCUGCAAACCAUGAAACCGCGCCCCCUUCCCAAGAGCCUCGGUGGAGAUGAGACGACGGGAAACACCGUGCACGAAAACCGCUCGCGCCGCAUACCUCUACCGGAUAAGAUCAUUGGGCGAAGGACUUUCGACAUCUUCUUGAAGGACACCAUGGAAUCAAUGGAGGAGGACAAACGAGGCAACUCGUGGUGUCCGACUCCAAGUCCCAGUUUACGCCAGCGACUUCCAUCUACAUCCUUACCACCAGGCACGGAAGUGAGAUUGAACCAGGAUCAGUUCGAAGCCCCAGGCCCAGAGGGCCGUUAUUUCAUCAAGGCAUCAGAUUCUGAUGCGACCCCUAGCGUUGGUCCGCUCACAUACCGCCCACGAGAUGGGCAUCUUGAUUGGUUCCUUGGCGAUCUGAAUACAGGCACCCUGGUGCUCGCGGACAAGCCCCAUACCGAACCUCAUUCUUACGAUCAAGUUCCUAUGAUGCGUGUGCACAACACAGACGAGACGAGCGAGUGGUUUAUACACUGCCUGGGCAGUACUGACGAUGGUGAAUGUGCCGUCAGCGCUCGCGUCAUCACUAUCCCCACCGAGGGGCCUCAACAGCUGGUUAACAUCACCGGCUUCGAACUCCAGACAAGGUUCAAAUACUUGUGGAGGACCCCCGAUGAGGCACCGGACAGUGCGGACACGUCAUUCUUUCAAGACCUUGUUAUUUUCAGUGCCGAGCACAACUUUCAUGAUUUCGGCAUCACGGGGAACACAUGGCCCAACAUCGCUGCUUCAGGCGAUACUUCUGAGACAGACACCCUUGUCGGGCCAGCACAUAUCGUUUGCCUCAGUCUUGGAAAGACUCCCAGUAUUGCUGGCAAACACGUAAAGCUUUCCUACGUCCUAUCGAUGUUCCAGAUCCAAGCCAGUGGGUGGUUGGACUCGCUGAUCAAGCUUGCGGAUUUUGAGCUCACAGUUGACACAGCCAGGGGGCAGAAGAACGCGCUAUGGUACACGCCGGCUGAACAUCACGAGACGACGUUACGGCUUUGCUUCAAGCAGGCCACUGCUGGUUCAGGGGAUCAGAGCAUUUUCAAGAAGGUCUGCAAGUUGCUUCAUGAGUUGACAGGUUUUGAUUCAACCCUAGCUCAGGGGACAACAGUUGAACCAAGAAUCAUUGUCAAGAAGUCAUGGACACUGAUAGGUGAGACGCAAGUCGAAACAGCUCACGAAGUCACGGUGUUGCUUCAAAUGGCUCUCCCUAGGGGUACGUCCUCCAUAGGUGAGCCAUUUCAGUUUGACACAGCCCUAAUCUUUGGUAGUGACGGCGCAACCAAGUGGGUGAUCAACUUCGAGCAGGGAGAAAGCUUCGAGGAUCUGAUCAAGUUGAUCGUCAACCUCUUUUCGGCCUCGGACCUAGAAAAGAACCUCAACGAUUACCUACCCGGGUGCGAUCAGGUUUUCAUUCGACGGGUUGUUUUCACCAAUGCGCCCGCGAGCAAUAGCAAAUCCCUCGAGGUGGUGCUGCAAGUCUUCUUCGCCGACAUGAUCUUCCAAUGCUCACUAGAAGUCGACUUCAUCACCGCUGCCGACGGCAAGACGACCACCACCAAAUUCGGCUUCUUCGGCAAGCUCUUUCCCGAAAGCAGAACCGCCAAGCUAGGCGAGCACUUCUUCUGGGUCCCUUACACUUCCGGUUACGAGCGUUGGACGACCCUCGAAAUUGCGCCCGUCAAAAACGCAGUUGGUGUCCUGGAAGAUGCGCCCGCCACCGAAGUGGGUGACCUGCGCAAAGCCUUCAACGCGCUCCGCAAGAAAGAUGCCCCUGGACAGCCGGGGCAAAAGGAGCUUGUUGCAACCCCGACUGGUCUCGAGCUGGUAGGGCUUCAGUUUGGUUUAACUGGGGAGGAAGUCACGUUUAGCGCCACCGUCAUCAGUGACUUCCCCAAAGAUCAAAAAAUACCUGCUAUCAAGCUAUUGGCGGCGACCCUGGACUUGAGGUAUGAUGUCAAUAAAAAGGCAGUGUCGAACUGCUCGCUGUUGACAUCGAUGAUGAUGACAGCGCCUGACAAGUCUAUUCCGCCUGCUAAAUGGAACUUGGAACUUGCGUAUGACGCAGACGGAGAGGCAGCGCUUUGGACGCUCAGUGGCGGCGUGGGAGGCCUUAGGGGAGACUUGCUUUACUCGCUCUUUGAUGAGGACAGCAACAGUGAGAUGUCUCAGCUUCUUGCCAACAUCACUCUCAGUCUGCAGCUGACGUACAAGUACAAUUCGCAAGCUAAGGCUUCUGAUUUCUUGGUGGAAGGAAACUUGUGGCUCGGGCACUUGCGCUUCAGAGCAAAAUACUGCUACCCAUCCAACGGAGAGUGGACCUUUGAAGCAUCUCUCAACCCCGAAGAGGACAAGGACCAUGAUGGCGAUGAGCCACAGGGCCAAAACCUCCUGGGGGUCUUGGAGUCGAUAUGCGGCCCGGGUUUGAUGUCGGUAUUGCCUGAGAUGGUACGGGAUAUUCCAGUCACGCCUACGGAGAAGAGGGACCUGACCUCCCUGCGCAUUGUGCGCCUUGAGAGAGCCAUCUUGAUGCUGGUGCGGCUCCAAAUCACAGAUAAGACCUCGAUGGCCUUUUAUCAGUACCAGCCAAGGAGAACUGGAAAAGAGGAAAAGGCUCCAAAGGCCAAACGAGCGCUGGUCUUUGCUUUAGACCAAUUACCUAAGGUGCCAGAGAUUCCUCUGGUUGGGACAAUGCCCCAGCCUUUUGACGAGGCUCGGUUUCUGUGGGUGGGCGGCGGCGACGCCCAAGGGUGGACAAGGAAAGAAAUCGAGGAACUGAACAAGAACGCACAGGGAUAUCCUCAGAUCAUCUUCCGUGACACGGGGAAGAAACCACAAGGUGGCGAUCAUGCAGCCUACGAUGAAAAAGCGAAAAACAACGUUGUGCUGAAAAGUGGUUUCCAUCUGUGUCUCGUUGAAGGAGGCGAAACAAGGCUCGACUAUGCUUUUGGCGGAAACCCUGAAAAAGACCCAAAGGAGAAAGGCUUUGAUGCCUCAUCCGAUGACGACGAGACAGAGAUCGUAACACCCAUGGCCAACAUCGCAAAGGUAAACAAGACAAUGGGUCCAGUCACAAUCCUCGGUGUUGGUUUAGAUUUCGACAUCAACGAGAAGAAGCUGAAGCUCAUCAUUGAUGGCACGGUCAAGCUUGGCCCGAUCGACCUGACGCUGCUUGGAUUCUCCCUCACCUUCGACCUCAAGGACAAGACGUUGACCAACCUGAGUAUGAUUGAUGUAGCAAAAGACAUCACGGUAGGCCUGGACGGAUUGGCUGUUGGGUUUCAGAAAGAUCCUAUCAGCAUCGCGGGCAUGUUUGAACACCGCAAAACUGGUAGUGACGAUCUUUAUCUGGGCGGAGCGGUGGUCGGUUUCAAGGAGUGGAAGCUCGAGGCAGGAGGCUAUUACGGAACGGCCGGGGAGCCCAAGGAACCUGAGCCCAAGCUACCUCAGGGUCUCCAAGUAAUGGGUGAAAAAGACUUCAAGGCGUUCCUCGCCUACGUCCGGGUGUCAGGACCAAUCGCCACGAUAGGCUACGCCGAGAUACGCGGUCUUGUUGGCGGAUUCGGCUACAACACGAGUAUCAAGAUGCCGACCAUUGAUACCGUCCAAAGCUUUCCCUUCCUAGCCCAGAGCCCCACUUCAUCAGCGGCGGGAGCGCUGACAGAUAUGAUAAAGGGUGGCUGGUUUAGCCCAAAGGAAGGCGACAACUGGGUCGCGGCCGGCCUAACUGUCCAGGCAUUCGAAAUGCUCAAAGUAACGGCCGUUGUCACUGUGGAAUGGGGAUCCAGUGUACGAUUAGGUAUCUUUGGUCUUGCAACGGCCGAGAUUCCUAAAGGUAGGCCUGAGCAGAAAAAAUUCGCUGUCGUGCAACUGGGUGUGGUAGCCAUGGUGGAUUUCAACGCUGGUGUCAUGAAAGUUGACGGACAGCUGACGCCCGCAUCAUACAUCCUCGACGAAUCGUGCCAUCUGACCGGCGGCUUUGGUCUGUAUACCUGGUUUGGGCCGGGUACUCAGCAGGGAGAUUGGGUCUUUACCAUUGGAGGCUAUCACCCCAGCUACCAUAAACCAGGCCCUUAUCCUAAACCGGGUAUACUGGGCAUCAGCUGGAGCUAUGACUCCCACAUCAACAUCACCGGCGGCGCAUACUUUGCCGUGACGCCCAAGACUUGCAUGGGAGGUGGCAGUCUCCAUGUUGCCCUGACUCUCGGUCCACUGUACGCUUAUCUAGACGUACAUGCUGACUUCUUGAUCAACUAUCGCCCAUUCCUGUAUCGAGCGAGCGCUGGUGUCAUGGUUGGCGUCAAUUACACUCUCGAUCUGUGGCUCGUCACCAUUCCGAUCAAAGUCGAUCUCAGCGCCAUUAUCUGGCUCCAGGGUCCACCUCUUUCUGGAACAGUUCAUGUCGACUUUUUCGUCUUUGGUUUUGACGUUAAAUUCGGACCACAGAACAUGCCUGGAAAUGACAAAAUCAGCUUGUGGGAUUUCUAUCAUCUGGUGAUCCAAGCAACUGAAAAGGGUGCCGCCCAGGCCAUCGGAGAGGGGGCAGGUAUCCAACCUACCGAUCAAGAUGUAGCGCCAACCGGUAUCAUCGUCCCUUCUUCGCAACUUGUCAACUGCAUCAGCGGUCUUGUCCCGGAAAGCAGCGCUGACAAAAACCAAGGACCACCUGCUGCCGGCGAGAAGUGGCGUGUCCGCGGCGCUGUGUUCGCUUUCACCGUAUCCUGCAAGUUUGCCAUCCAGACUGCAACGGUCUUCACCCAGUCGAUUCAUCAAGAUGGAACCAUAACCAAAGAGCACAAGGACAUCACAAAUACAGCCAAAGGGGAGGUCAGCGCCAGGCCGAUGCACCUCCCCGGGCCAUUCGCGCAAUCAUACCUCCAAAUCUCCAUCACAGCACCAGCGCCUCCUCCUCACCCUUCUGGAAUUGCCGAGUUACAAACCAGCAAUCCAAUCUGGAAAGACCAUGAGCUCGGGUAUAGCAAUCUUCCCACUGCGUUGUAUGGUCGAUAUGACUCCAAAACUGACCCCUCCGACCCCCAAAGCGACCCCUCCGCCGUCCUCAACAGCUCAGACGCGACCACCAACCUCCUCACCUCCAUAACUCUCCACGCUCCCGGGAGCAUCAAACCUGAAAACGACAUCGCAGCCUUUGACGUCGCCUCGGCCAUGGGACAGAAAGCCAACGACGGGCAGCCGCCUACCGACUUUCCGGUGCUGGAGGGGCCGCAUGGGAAGUGGAUGCCCGCUGAGGAUAGGGAUCCUGAUAUGGACAGGCAGAUGAAGAAAGUGAAGAAUGCUUGGGGGGAGAGUGCGAAGGUGGAAGAGCGAGGCAUUAGUCGCGUUACGAGAGCGACGGAAUUCAUGGCUGGGCUGGGACUAGGUGGGUGGGAGUGGGAGGAGGCGAGCAGGAAGGAGGUGAAGGUGCCGGAGAAGAUGGUGGAGGAGAUGGGGGUUUGGUGGAUUGAGGCGCCGGGGCUUUGUGAGCUGGAGGUUUGA